AUGUCUCGACGAUGGGUUUUGACCGGACAAGAGGGCUUCGAGACCUCUCUGGAGUACCAGCGGGAUGUAAAAGUCCCAUCUGCAAGCGAACUCGGGCCCAAGGAUGUCCUGGUUGAGCUGCACGCUGCCAGCCUCAACUACAGAGAGCUUGUCAUUGCUGGCCCGGCUGGUAUCAACGGCCCCAUCAACCCACCAAUCGUCCCCGGAUGCGAUGGCGCCGGUGUCGUCAAGGCUGUCGGUCCAGCCGUCCGAGAAUUCCACGUCGGAGACCGUGUCAUCACCUACCUCGCCCCCAAGCUCGCCGAGAGAGACGGCGACGAUGCAUUGGCUGGCUUGGCAGACGCCGUGCUCUGUCUCGGCCAGGGAGACGAUGGGACUCUGCGGUCACACGGUGUAUUCCCGGAGGUCGGCCUCGUCCAUGCGCCCAAGUCACUGGGAUGGCUGCCUGCUGCAACGCUGACUUGCAACUGGACCACGGCCUGGAACGCCUUUUUCGGCCUCAAGGGCCACCAUGUUGAGCCUGACUCCUGGGUCCUGGUCCAAGGGACCGGCGGCGUCAGCGUUGCCUGCUUGCAACUCGCCGCUGCAGCUGGGGCCAACAUCGUUGCGACAACCUCCUCGGAUGAAAAGGCCGCUCGUCUCAAGGCUCUCGGUGCAAAGCACACAGUCAAUUACAGGACGAGCCCGGAUUCCUGGGGUCAAGAAGCCCGCGCUUUCACUCCUAGCGGGCGAGGCUUCGAUUUUGUCAUUGACAUUGGUGGCAAUGAGACGCUCGCGCAAUCUCUAGCCUCAGUUCGCGUGGACGGUCUCGUCCAGGUGAUCGGCGGCGUUGGAGCAAACGCGGAUGCAGUGCCCCUAUUCUCUGUUCUCCUCCAUACCUGCGUUGUUCGUGGUAUUUUGGCUGGCAGUAGAACACAUCUCAAGGAGGCAGUGCGCUUUAUUGACGAGAAAGGGAUCGUACCCGCCGUGGACGAUAUAGUUUUCGAGUUGGCGGAGGCAAAAGAAGCUUAUAGACGCCUGAAGGAGAAGAAGCAUUUUGCCAAGGUGGUCAUCAAGAUUGAUCAUCCAGAGGCUUGA
Messenger RNA from Clonostachys rhizophaga, 1077 nucleotides. The record is from the annotation of a GenBank genome assembly. NCBI's taxonomy places the organism in Eukaryota, Fungi, Ascomycota, Sordariomycetes, Hypocreales, Bionectriaceae.